This is a messenger RNA of Syngnathus typhle (broad-nosed pipefish), 7477 nucleotides long. It is a transcript of the gene slc10a2, whose product is annotated as solute carrier family 10 member 2. Gene Ontology annotation, biological process: bile acid and bile salt transport. Lineage: Eukaryota; Metazoa; Chordata; Actinopteri; Syngnathiformes; Syngnathidae. Bases 5757 to 6890 code for a protein of 377 amino acids. The record is from RefSeq and is a predicted model, not a curated record. Gene Ontology annotation, cellular component: apical plasma membrane. Gene Ontology annotation, molecular function: bile acid:sodium symporter activity. The transcript has 6 exons.
UUUUCACUUGUGCGCAGCGGUAAGUUGAAGGUUGUUGGUAUCGACUGAGUAUGUUGUUGUGAUCGUGUGCGUCUUUGACACAAAGUGAGUACCGUAUUUCCUGCCCUAUAAGGCGCACCUAAAAACCAAAAUUUUUAUCAAAAGUCGACGGUGCGCCUUAUAGUCCGGUGCGCCUUAUAUAUGGAUCAAGUGAUGAAUUUGUUGAUCCAUACUGGUUGUACACAGUGCUCUGCCAAAAUGUUUUACUACGUUUUAGUACGACUAGUAAAUUACAAGGUCGCAUCGCUUCCCAACAUUACGGUAACUGUAGUCAGGGGGCGUCACCAAAUAGCUGUUGUACCCGCGAGGCUAUUUCAUUUCAAAAUAGGCUGCUCCGUUAAUGUUUUGAAUAAAUCUACGGAUCGAUAUGGAAAGGAAACAUGGGUAAGUAGUACCAAUGUGUUAGAUCAAACUUUAGUCAGUUCUGAUCAUUUUAUAGGUGAUCGUUUGAGAAACGCGAUUGUUUACACUUUGCUGAGGCUCAUGGGAGAUUGCGGAUGGCUAAUGCUAUAACGAUAGCUGCUAUACGCGCGAGGCUAUUUCAUAUCAAAAUAGGCUGCUCUGUUAAUGUUUCGAGUAAAUCUACGGAUCAAUAUGGAAGGGAAACAUAGGUAAGUAGUACCAAUGCGUUAGAUCGAACUUUAGUCAGUUCUGAUCAUUUUAUAGGAGAUCGUUUGAGAAACGUGAUUGUUUACACUUUGCUGAGGCUCAUGGGAGAUUGCGAGCUGAGGCUCAUAGGAAAUUGCGGAUGGCUAAUGCUAUAACGAUAGCUGCUAUACGCGCGAGGCUAUUUCAUGUCAAAAUAGGCUGCUCUGUUCAUGUUUCGAGUAAAUCUACGGAUCGAUAUGGAAACGAAACAUAGGAAAGUAGUACCAAUGCGUUAGAUCGAACUUUAGUCAGUUCUGAUCAUUUUAUAGGAGAUCGUUUGAGAAACGCGAUUGUUUACACUUUGCUGAGGCUCAUGGGAGAUUGCGAGCUGAGGCUCAUAGGAAAUUGCGGAUGGCUAAUGCUAUAACGAUAGCUGCUAUACGCGCGAGGCUAUUUCAUGUCAAAAUAGGCUGCUCUGUUAAUGUUUCGAGAAAAUCUACGGAUCGAUAUGGAAGGGAAACAUAGGUAAGUAGUACCAAUGCGUUAGAUCGAACUUUAGUCAGUUCCAAUCAUUUUAUAGGAGAUCGUUUGAGAAACGCGAUUGUUUACAGAGGGCUCGUUGGUUAUUGGCUAGUGGGUGCAUACCGCAACCCUAGUCAACCUCAGUUUGUUGCAGUAAAGCUUCUAUUUUAUGCACCUUAUAGUCCGGUGCGCCUUAUAUAUGGACAAAGUUUUAAAAUGGGCCGUUCAUUGAAGGUGCGCCUUAUACCCCGGUGCGCCUAAUAGGGCGCAAAAUACGGUAUAUACAUUUCAUUGUUACUACUGUCCACUGUUGUGCCGUUUGUCCGAUCGCGGUUUGCUUCGUAUGCGUGCCGUUUGAUUGACAGCUCCUGCGCGCUCCUUUAAGUUUGCCUCGCAUAGUACGAGUAGCUGUUACGCAGCGGCACGGCAACUAACGGUCGCCAGUAAAUGUAUUUUGUUGUCUCGAUGACUUAUGUUUGGUGUGUUGCCGAGAGUAUUUCAUUUAUGGUUAUUAUUUUUUGCCAAUAAUUCAGUAAAGCAAUCAAAACUGAACCACGUCUUCCCUCCUGUGUUCUGACCGACAUCCGGGGUCAGAGUAUAACCAUCCGAGCCAACCCCCUAUACCAGUGGUCACCAAACUACGGCCCGCGGGCCGGAUACGGCCCACAGGACCGUUUAAUCCGGCCCGCCAACCCUGAAAAAAUUGUAAUAUUAAACUUUUUUUUUUUUUGGUCAUUUUGCCUGCAAUGACUGCGUUUCCCCAGUAGAUGGGGAAGCGCUCGCCUGCGCAUUUACUACCGGAAGCCGUGUCAGAAAGCUCCAUGCACACUCACAAGUGCGUGUACGUACUCAGUAGUACGGACAUGGCGCACCCGCGCUCUAUUUGUAUCAGUCCCGAAUUUAGAGCGUGGGCUGUGACGACAGCAUUCUUGUAAUUCGCGCGCUGAGCUUUCAGAUGCAGUUUUGCGCUAAAGCCACCCACAAACCUUCCCCUGGAAUCCUUCCAUUAAAAUGAGUCGCCCAAGGAAAAGCAAGGUGGACACAGUGCCGAGCAUUUAAAAGAGAGUGGCCAAUUUGGCUCGACGUACGCGACGUGACGUUCAGCCACAUGAACGUCAACAUCAACCCGUCACAGAUCGAGGUAAAAGACCAACACCUCGGAUCUCGCCUAAGAAUCGCCACAACAAAUUUUACUCCAGACUAUGACGCACUAGCAAACUUUAACAAAAAAGACAGCGGUGUCUACAAGCCUACUGGAACCUACAAAAGGAUUAUAAGGAAGGAACACAAGAACUUUAAGAGACUGCUCAUAUGUGUCAGAGAUAUUCUGCUCUGACAACUGAGCUGAACUUUUAUCUGUUAAGAUUGUGCAUGGCACAACAGAAAGUUAAUGUUCCAUGGCUUUUUUUUCUAAGAAGAACCCAGAGAGAGUUAUUUAGUUAUAAUUUAUUUCCUGUUUUUUCUGUGAAGAACUCAGAGAGGGUUAUUUAGUUAUUAUUUAUUUCAUUAAUAGUGUUAUUAUUUGUUUCCUGACUUUUUUCUGUAAAGAAUCUGGAAAGGGUUAUUAAAUAACCGUUAUUUGGUUAUGUGUGGCUUUCUGGAAAACAAUACAUUUUUUAAGCUCCCCUACGAUCGUCACACUUUUUCUGUUACAAACUGACACCGGCCCCCCAUCAGAGAAUGGAAAAGUUAUGUGGUCCUCACAGGAAAAGGUUUGGGGACCCCUGCCCUAUACAGUCCUCAGGCUCCCCAACAAUAGCGGUAGCAGUUUCCAUUAUUUUAUUGCAAUGUUUUCCCUUAUUCAGAUUUGUUUCAAGACUACAGUUAGAUGGUUAAUGCAGUUAUUGCAAUUUUGUAGAUUGGUUUAUUUACAUUUCAAAAACCAGAAGCCAUUCAUUUGCAAAUGUGAUUGCACUUUAGUUUACAUAGUAUUUAAAUGUUCAGAUAUUAAGAUGUGAUAGACAGUUUUUGCAUGAUUUGAAUGAGGCAAAAUAACAUGCUUUUUCUCUCGAAUAUAUUGUUAUAAUCAUUUGUUUCAGAUGUACUGUAAUUAUUUUCUGUAUAGAAAUUAAAUUUGGUGUUCAAAAAGUCUUUUUUCAAACUUCAGUCUUGUCGUCUUAUAAUCGGGGUCGUCUUCUAUUCGGGCCAAUACGGUAUUAUGUAACGAAAUGUAAAUGUGUUAUUUUGUAAAAAUCAAGAACUUGAUCCAACCUAGAGUGUUACAAGUUAGGGAAAUAAAAAUCACGAACAGCAGUUAACUGCGAUCAUAACUUUUUAUAGAAAGUACUGUUAAAAGGGUCAAGGUCACAUGAUGAAAAUCUUUUGCACUGGUAUUGCUAUGACUUCACAAAAGGCAAUCUAGAAGGUGGGCUUAAUUCCUUAAAGUUUGUGAAGCGUAAUCGUGUUCUUACAUGAUUAAAAUGUUAUCUAAAAAUCAGAUCAUCUUAGAAAUUGGCCAUGACAUGACACAUAUCUUCACAAGCAUUUAAGAGCUGCAGAUUACAGAUACUUAAAAUUGAACACAUCCCUAAUGACGAACAAGUAGAGAAAGAUAACGGAUGGAGUAGAUAAGGAUUAUAUAAGACGUGUUAAGAUACCACCAUCAAUUUUCAACACCGCUUACCCUGUCCAGGGUCACGGGGGGCACUGGAGUCUAUCCCAGCUGACUUCGGGCGAAAGGCAGACUACACCCAGAACUGGUCGCCAGAUACCAACAUCAAUUAUUUCAUUACCCACUUUGUCAUACUACACAAAGUAAUCUCUGAAUACCCAUACUUUGAGUUACUCAAUGAGUGAAUCGGGGCUGAAGUACAGUAUAUAAUAGCUAGGGUAAAGCCUUACGCUUUCAUCCCUCCUUUGCUGUGAGCAACAUUAUUACAGCUGUUCAGAGUUCAAACAGGACAGAAUGGGGUUCUGUCAGAACAAAGACAUUUUAAUUCAAAGACAAAAUUGUAUUGUAUGACUAAUCAGUUGAAUACAUGUAGAAUGGGAGAUUUGAAAUCCACGUUUUUAUUGGUGAACUGUGCUUCGUGAAUGAAAUUCAAACAAAAAUACGUGAAACAUCAGCAUACUAAUUAGGCCAGGUGCAUUAUUCAAAAAUGCAAUACAAAAGCAGUAAAAAUAAAUAAAAUAUAAAGCUGACUCAAUACAGCAAUUCAAAAUGCAGGGAUCUCCUGGACUAGUUGCACCUCUGCUUCACAUAACUUGUUGGUAGUUUAAAAAGCUUACAAUGCUAAGUAUUUAUAUCUAAAAUGUUGCUUGUUGAUACAGUACCGGUAUCAAGAUAUACUUUAUGCAGGUAUAGUCCAGCCAUCCAUUAUCUGAACAUUUCAUCCUCACAAGAGUCGCGGGCAUUCUGCAUCUUUUUGCAGCUGACUUUGAAUGCACCCUGAACUGGUUGCCAGUCAAUUGCAGGGUACACAUCCAGUAGACCAGGGGUGGCCAACCAGUCAGAGACUAAGCGCCACAUUUUUUUACUGUGUACCGCAAAGAGCGACAUCCCAUCCCCCGCCCCAAGCGAAGCGAACACGCAGCGUUUGACGUCCCAUUUGAUGGUUGUGUCGCACCAUUGUUCAGUUGUCCUUCAGACCAGCUGAGCUGGAGCUCAUGUUUGCAUUUCCCCUUUUCUACAGCAUGUUUCAGCUAGUGGUGAUCGCCCAGUUUGUGGGAGGUGAGCUUCACUUUCGAAGUGCAUCGUGUGAGUCAUGCCCCGCCUUCAAAUGACUCUGUCUGAGUGAACAUGUCACAGAAUUUAAUUCAGGAAAAACUGUUAAGCAGCGCCUCCAUCGAGUGGAAAUUUGGGUCUGUUGGUACCAUUCCAACCAUUGUAUUUUAGACUUGGUAUCAUUUUCAGAUUUUUGAGUCACAGUGGCAUUAAAGCUAAAUAUGCCAUCCAUUUACUUUACUUGCAAACAAAAUUUCAAAUACAAUUGGAAAGGAUUUAUAGUACAAUAAAUCCAUCUUUACCUGUGAGACCUCAGUAGUCUACGUCAUGCCCAACAUGUUUUCAUAUUCACAGCCAUGCACUGCGUGAACCCUCUGUACUGAAAGGCUUGAUCCUAUGAUUGCCAGUUUUGUUAUAUGUACUCUAUAUGUCAGAGCAUUUUAAAUUCUACUUUAAAUUUACGUAAGUUAACAACACCAUAAAACAAUUCAUGAGUGGUCUUUGUAUGUGAGUAUGAGGUGUACUCUAUUGAAGACAAGCAUAGCAUCAUCUCUUUUAAAUUCAGAGGACACGGUGAUUCAUAGUUUAAAGAUCUAUAAAGUUUUAAGAGGCCAAAGAUCAUUUAAAAGAAGGAUGGUGCAAUCACAUUUCAAAAAUGAUUCUUUUAUAUGCACGUGCUGUACACUGACCCCAUAAAACGUAACAAUGGUUAAUUUAUUUCCACACAAUUCUCCUUCCCACUACUAUUUGGCAGUUGACAGCGGGACAUAAAGAGCAGUGCCCUGGGCGGUUGGUAACCGUCCCUUUAUUGGAUAACCAACAGAAUAGGAAAGGAUUCAGUCCAGUAAAAUCGACGCAUUCUGGGCUGUUGAGGAUACGCAUCCAGUGUUUUUUCCAAGUUGACUGGCCACGGAUAACGCUUGUCUUGCAUCAAAAUUUCAAUAUGUCUAUGUUCAAGGAAACAACUGCAGAACUUGCUGUCUGCCUCUCUGAAGCCACAAUCUGCUCUGGUGCUAACUGCCUUGUUCCAACCACUGACUUUAAUGCAACACUGAGUCUAGUAUUGAGCACUGUGCUCACCAUCAUGCUGGCUAUGGUCAUGUUUUCUAUGGGCUGCACUGUGGAUGCACAAAAACUCUGGGGGCACCUGAAGAGACCCUGGGGCAUCGUUAUUGGUUUCCUUUGCCAAUUUGGCAUUAUGCCUUUUACCGCAUUUGCUUUGUCAAUUGCCUUCAACGUGUUGCCUGUUCAGGCCAUUGUCAUCAUUAUCAUGGGUUGCUGCCCUGGAGGCUCCGGUUCCAAUAUUAUCUGCUACUGGCUGGAUGGAGAUAUGGAUCUAAGUAUCAGUAUGACAGCCUGUUCCUCCAUCCUGGCUCUGGGAAUGAUGCCCCUCUGUCUGCUUAUUUACACCUCCAUCUGGACUUCUUCAGACACCAUCCAAAUCCCAUAUGACAGUAUUGGUAUCACUCUUGUGGCCCUCCUUGUCCCGAUCUCCGUGGGGAUGUAUUUUAAACGCAGAUGGCCCGAAUUGGCUAAAAAGAUCCUCAAGGUUGGGUCCAUUACAGGUUUUGGUUUCAUUGUUAUCAUUGCUGUAGUUGGUGGAAUUCUUUACCAGUCUUCUUGGACCAUCGCACCUUCCCUUUGGAUAAUUGGAACUAUUUACCCCUUCAUUGGUUUUGGGCUGGGUUUCCUUCUGGCUCGCUUUGUGGGUCAACCAUGGUACAGGUGUCGAACAAUUGCUUUGGAGACUGGUUUCCAGAACUCCCAGUUGUGUAGCACCAUUGUUCAGUUGUCCUUCAGCCCAGCUGAGCUGGAGGUCAUGUUUGCAUUCCCCCUUAUCUACAGCAUCUUUCAGCUUGUGGUGGCCGUCAUGUUUGUGGGAGGAUACCAAGCCUAUAUAAAGUCACGUGGUCUGGGAUCAGCUGAAACAGAUAGUGAAUCUCCGUCAUUGGAAGACGUAUAUGCAGAAGGAGCUAAAGAGAAGCGCUUUCAAGUGGAAAAUAGCGCCUUAGAGUUGAAUGAAGAUCAUAUUAAUAAAGGCAAGGCUGAGCACUUUGACAAGAACACCCAGCUCUGAUAUUACGCCUUUGCUGGCUUUGUACAAAAUGACCUCCGCAAGCAGGGCAACACUGCUAAAAGCUCCAAACUGUGAACAGACACCACACUCUGCAGGCUAGGGUGGUGUCCAAUGGUUUUAACGGAUUUAAUUUUUUUGAAAUAGCCCCGGAAAAGAGGGCUACCUAAAUAUAUUUAAUAUAUAUGCAUAUUAGUGUUUUUGUGAAGGGACAUUUUUCAUGCCCAGAAGAAGUGAGGUAGUUGAAUGGUCAUUGUGUGCUUGUUAUGAAGACCUGUAUCUCUGCAGUCAAAAAGCACACAUCACUUCAGGCUCCUAUCCAAAAUGUGAUAAAUGCCCCCCCCCCCCCCCAAAUAAUUGUGUGCAGGCUAUUAUAUUUUGCUAAACUUGUCCAGACUGAGCCAAUCAAGUAACAAGAUAUUAUAUUUUGCUAAACUUGUCCAGACUGAGCCAAUCAAGUAACAAGAUAAAAACUCAUUUGCACACUAGGUAAAUAAAAGUACAUCCCAACUUUUUUAACAGAAUAAUCAUCAUUUAUUUAUAGUGUUUUAGAAAAAGUUCUUCAAAUAUGCUUUGCUUGUUCAUGUACU